UUUAGUUUUACAGAAUUUUUGGAUCCAUUCCAGCGGGUUAUCCAGCCAGAAGAGAUCUGGCUAUAUAAGAAUCCUUUGGUGCAAUCAGACAACAUACCUACACGUCUUAUGUUUGCAAUCUCAUUCCUCACGCCACUCGCAGUCAUUUUUGUGGUGAAAAUAAUCCGCCGAACAGACAAGACUGAAAUUAAAGAGGCUUUCUUAGCUGUUUCCUUGGCUCUAGCUCUGAAUGGUGUCUGCACAAAUACAAUUAAAUUAAUUGUGGGAAGACCGCGUCCCGAUUUCUUUUACCGCUGCUUUCCAGAUGGAGUAAUGAACUCUGAAAUGCACUGCACAGGUGAUCCAGAUCUGGUGUCUGAAGGCAGAAAAAGCUUUCCCAGUAUCCACUCUUCCUUUGCAUUUUCAGGCCUUGGCUUUACCACCUUCUACCUGGCUGGGAAGUUGCACUGCUUCACCGAAGUUGGCCGGGGGAAGAGCUGGAGGCUUUGUGCAGCAAUUCUGCCCCUCUACUGUGCCAUGAUGAUUGCCCUCUCACGGAUGUGUGACUACAAACAUCACUGGCAAGAUGCCUUCGUCGGAGGGAUCAUUGGCCUCAUUUUUGCUUAUAUUUGCUACAGACAACACUACCCUCCUUUGGGUAACACAGCUUGUCAUAAAUCUUAUGUCAGCCUGCUAGAUCAGAACUCUGUGAAGAAAGAAGAGAGACCUACAGCAGAUAAUGCUACUGGGCUGCCUCUAGAGGGAAUAACUGAAGGUCCUGUAUGA
Molecule: messenger RNA, 765 nt
Organism: Chaetura pelagica (chimney swift)
Lineage: Eukaryota; Metazoa; Chordata; Aves; Apodiformes; Apodidae
Gene: PLPP4
Product: phosphatidic acid phosphatase type 2 domain containing 1A
Exons: 6
Biological process (GO): phospholipid metabolic process
Molecular function (GO): phosphatidate phosphatase activity
Source: RefSeq, a predicted model, not a curated record